Molecule: messenger RNA, 963 nt
Organism: Hevea brasiliensis (rubber tree)
Lineage: Eukaryota; Viridiplantae; Streptophyta; Magnoliopsida; Malpighiales; Euphorbiaceae
Exons: 8
Coding region: 112-756 (214 amino acids)
Biological process (GO): proteasome-mediated ubiquitin-dependent protein catabolic process; protein targeting to vacuole; negative regulation of gluconeogenesis
Cellular component (GO): extrinsic component of membrane; GID complex
Source: RefSeq, a predicted model, not a curated record
GCGGGAAGUCCAUUCUGGCCCUCAGCGGGGAGCAGGAAAUAAUUCAGGGAGCUUGAUACUUGAAAUUGAGGGGAUCGAUCAAUUUUCAGAGGGAUUAUCAAUCCAUUGAGAAUGCCAGUAAGGGUGGUCGAAACCUCUGCACCUACUCAAAUUUCAGGUGCACAUUCUGGACAGAUUUCGCCACCAUUUUGCACCCUUCUUAGUGUUGGACAGGCUUUCUCUGGUACCCAGAAUGUUUCUAGUCUACAAAAAGAUGAAGCCUGGAGAGUUAAUGUCCGUAUUCAAGGAUGUGACCUUGAGCACGGUUACUUAUGUGGCACUAUGGAAGCUCUGAAUGUUCCUAUGGCGGACACGCCAGUGGUAACCUUCUGGGAAGGGGAGAUUGUUGAUGGCAAGAAUUACAGUUUCUUCACUGGUAAAUGGGAAGCAUCAUCGGAAGAUGAUAUAAGACAUUGGACAAAGUUUCCAUCCUUUUCCCCUUUCUUGUGCCAAGUGGAGGUUGAUGGUGGCAAAUCUUUAGACUUGAGUAACUACCCGUACAUAUUUAUGAGGUGGAAAGAGCAAUAUUUUGUCAAUGUUGGAACAGACUGUGGGUUAACCAUAGCUGGGUUUUACUAUGUUUGCUUCUCCUGUACUGAUGGCUCCAUUAGUGGGUUCUAUUAUGAUCCUAAUAGCAGCCCAUUUCAGAAGCUUGAACUGAAAUCGACCAACGAGGGGCGAUCAGGCUUCAGUUUUUCGUCUUAUGAAUUGCAGUAAAAUGGAUUAUGGGCACUUCAUUCCAGGAUUAGCUACUGUUUCGAGUGAACUUGUUGAAUGGAGCUUGAAUUUGCUGGGCCAAAGGGACUCCAAUCAAUAUAUUUGAUAAAUUAUUUUAUAAAGCCUCGUGAAAUACACAACUUCUGAAGUGUACUGGUGUGCUUAGUGAAUAAUGAUUUAUUAUAAAUAUGAAUUUUUUUAUAAAAA